This is a messenger RNA of Cyclopterus lumpus (lumpfish), 651 nucleotides long. Its product is annotated as fibulin-1-like. The record is from RefSeq and is a predicted model, not a curated record. The transcript is spliced from 2 exons. NCBI's taxonomy places the organism in Eukaryota, Metazoa, Chordata, Actinopteri, Perciformes, Cyclopteridae. Gene Ontology annotation, molecular function: calcium ion binding. Bases 92 to 382 code for a protein of 96 amino acids.
CGGAACAAUGGCGGACGAGAGAGACGACACAACUGUAAGUUGACAUUUUCGAAAUUGUCCAGAUUCAGCCUACUUAAAAAUAUGUUCGGAGAUGUGGGGACCUGAUAGCGGGACCGGGAAGUCUCGCCAGCACCGGGCGGUCAGCGCGUCCUCAGAUAUAGACGAGUGUGCUGUUAACCAGGGGCUCGGUGCGUGUGCGGAGCAGUGCCAUAACGCACCAGGAUCCUACCGGUGCUCCUGCUCGUAUGGUUACACCUUAGCCGGAAACGACCACAGCUGCAUCGCAGAGUGUCCACCUGGCUACAGGAAGCAACCCACGGCAACAGCACCGGAGAAUUCAACUGCACAAGCUCUCAGGGAGGAUUGUGUCGGUAGGACAUAACGACAUGAAUGCUGAGUAUGUCCACCAUGUUUCUCCAAAGGAAUCCUCAAUAUAUUUCUGCGUGUCCACACAGAUAUAAAUGAAGUGCCAUGAGGAAGCGUGCGAGUGGCAGUGUGUCAACCUGCCAUUUCUUUCUUAAAACUUUAUUUUCCCCAAUUGAUUAAAAAAUGGAUUAGUUAAUAAUUGACCCAUUUGAAUUUCAGAUUCUUGUGUUUGUGUGUGUGUGUGUGUACAUAUAUUGUAAAUAAAUAAACAAAUCUGUGUGUUAA